Scomber japonicus (chub mackerel) is the source of this 3154-nucleotide messenger RNA. RefSeq names its product la-related protein 4 (gene larp4aa). Gene Ontology annotation, molecular function: mRNA 3'-UTR binding. Gene Ontology annotation, cellular component: cytosol; cytoplasmic stress granule. The transcript has 16 exons. Bases 349 to 2787 code for a protein of 812 amino acids. Gene Ontology annotation, biological process: positive regulation of translation. NCBI's taxonomy places the organism in Eukaryota, Metazoa, Chordata, Actinopteri, Scombriformes, Scombridae. The record is from RefSeq and is a predicted model, not a curated record.
GCGUGUCCCCAGUGUCCGCUCCGGUCGCCCGGUCAGGAAUGCGCCUCACGAAGCCGCUGUGCGGUGUAAGGUUUGAUGAGACCGGGACUGAGGUCUGAGACGAGACAUGGUCUGACUUUGUUUACACUGCUAGUAUCGCAGGAGGUUUGAUCCGCCGAGCUGACGGAGCACCGCAGCACGCUCAGGUCGAUAGCUUCAACCUGCUAAGUUAGCUGCUAGGAAGCUAGUUUGAGACCCGACAGAGAGCCGGACGGACUGCUGAGCCCGGCCGGUGCGCCGGACAGAGGAGGUGGUGGCAGGCGGGGGCCGGGACAACACGACGGGGUGGAAGUGAGUCAGGAGCGGCUGAUGAGUUCAGACCAGAGCGGAGAGCCGCCGCUGCUGCAGGAGGAGGCCGAGCCGGGACCGAGGACCGGCGGGAAGGACGAGGCUCCGCCGGCAACCGAGGGAGGGUCCGGCGGCAUGGUCACCUCUAAGGGCGCUGGUUUGAACCCAAAUGCCAAGGUUUGGCAGGAGAUGCCUGCGGCCCCCAGCGAGGCUGUUACCAACAGUCCUCAUUGGCCCCCCUCUGACAUCAGUGAGGGUUAUUCUGAGCCGUCGUCUGCUGGGUGCAAGCAGUACACUGUGGGAUUCACGGCCCUGGAUGACAGCAGCUCCACAGCAACAGCUGAGAUAGCAGUAAAUGGAAUGGACCCUCCAGAGUUGGGCUUUUCCCCCGCUGAGUCCACCACAGGGACCUCAGAUUCCAAAACUGAAGAACAGCCGAUCUCGUCUGAGAAUCUGCGUGAAUCUCUGAAGAAAGAACUGGAGUUUUAUUUCUCGAGAGAAAACCUCUCCAAGGAUUUGUACCUGAUGUCUCAGAUGGACAGCGACCAGUUUGUCCCCAUUUGGACCAUCGCCAGCAUGGAGGGCAUCAAGGUCCUGACCACUGACAUGGACCUCAUCCUGGAUGUGCUGAGAUCUUCUCCGAUGGUACAAGUGGAUGAGAAAGGAGAGAAAGUGCGUCCUAAUCACAAACGGUGCAUUAUCAUCCUGCGGGAGGUCCCUGAAACCACACCUGUUGAGGAAGUGGAGUCGCUGUUCAAAAAUGACAACUGUCCAAAGGUGAUCAGUGUCGAGUUUGCGCACAACAACAACUGGUACAUCACAUUCCAAUCAGACACGGAUGCUCAACAGGCAUACAAAUACUUGAGAGAGGAAGUAAAAACAUUUCAGGGAAAACCCAUUAUGGCCAGGAUAAAGGCCAUCAACACAUUCUUUGCAAAGAAUGGCUACCGUAGCAUGGACAGCAGCCUGUACGCCCAGCAGUCCCAGAGCCAGUCCCAGUACAGUUCCCCCCUCUACAUGCAACACGUGUACCCCCAGCAGCAGUACCCAGUCUACGGCAUCGUACCUCCCACCUGGACGCCUUCGCCCACACCGUAUUUCGAAACCCCCCUGGCACCGUUUCCCAACAGCGGCUUUGUGAAUGGCUUCGGCUCGGCUGGACACUACAAAACUGGCUCCAAUUCUCUUAAUAUCAAUCGCCCAUUCAACAGAAACCGAAACCACGUGAAGCCCCAGGGGAGGACAAACGAGGUGACUUCAGCAACCAUUACUCCUGUCCCCUUGGAAAGUCUGACCGGACUGCGCGCUCCGCCGGCCCCCACUCCUGUUGCCGCCGCCACCACAAACUCUAUCCAGACGGCCUCGGACAUGAGCUCCGCAUUUUCCCAUCUCUCCUCCUCGUCCUCGUCCUUGGACCCCAGUGACGACAGCGGCAUGGCUGGACGUGGAAGACGGAGCACAACUUACAGAGGAACACGGAGGAGGCGAGAAGAUGACCGGACUACGAGGCCUGUGCCGUUAGCAGAGGUCAAGGUUUCUCCUCCCAAGUUUGAUUUGGCUGCUACCAAUUUCCCCCCUCUUCCCGGCUGUGUGGUCAGCACACAAGGAGAGCCGGUGUUAGAAAACCGAAUGUCAGAUGUUGUGCGUGGUUUGUACAGGGACAAGACCGAACAAGCCAAUAAAGAAGCCACUGUGAGUCCAGCUUCAAGCCAAGCCCCGGUCACAGAGGAGGCUGUGGCUGUCUCAAGUCCCGCCCCGACAGCAGUGAAAGCUGCUACACAACCACUCGUAUCCUCUGCCCCUAGUGUCACUCGACAGGAGAAGAGGGUUGAACGGGCAGAGCUCUCAGUUCCAAAAGCGUCCCCACGUGCACCUGUUCAAGCUACCGUCAACCCCUCCUCUUCCUCCUCCUCCGUCUCCGCCGCCGCCUCCUCCUCCUCCUCCUCUUCCUCCUCCACACAGCCUGUGCCUAGUUCCAGGUCUCAGCCCUCUGCUGCCUCCACGCCAGCAACAUCCAGCACGCCGGCCCCUGCUCCAGCCACUAUUGCCACACCUGCACAGGCUCAGGAGCCCCGCAAGCUCAGCUACGCCGAGGUGUGCCAACGGCCACCCAAGGAUCCCCCCCCUGCAGCCCCUGCACCAGCCUCCACCGGCACUGCAUCAGGCCAGCCGUUACGCGAGUUGCGCGUCAACAAGGCCGAGGAGCCGGGCACCAGCACCAGUCCUGGAGACAAGCAAGAGAAAAGCCACGACAGGGAGGGGGGAUGGGAAUGCAAGGAGAGCCGGCCACCGCGUGAACGUGACUCUCAAGGCUACCACCGCAGCAAUGGCCCCAGAGGCAGCGGGGGCCUCAAGUACCGGGACCAGAGGCGGCCGCCCAUGGCCCGACGCAGCUCCCCACAGGGAGGCUACAGGCACACUGGCAAAGAGCAGAAUAUCCCACCAGUAUCGCCAAAGUAAAAACUCGAUAUGAAUAGAAAAGAGAUGUAUGAAUAUAUACAUGGAUAUAUAUAAUUAUAUAAAAAUGAAUAACAACAUAAAAGCAACAACAUUAUGGUAGACACCUUCCCCCCUGGGACUUGUCCACAGAAAAGCUUUUAAAAUGACGAUAGGACCGGGACAUCCAGGACUAAUGGGCAAAAUGACACCCGAACUUUAAAUGAGCGAUUUGUAAAGGAAACAAAAAUCUUGUUUUGGCCUCCAGCAUUAUGCUUAAAAGAAUUUAAGUGCAAUUUACCUGGAGGCCAUCUCAUUUAUGCUCUACUAGGGAGAGGUGGGAUGCUGGGCCACGUAAAUGACCCUCUACCUUUUUUUUUUUUUUUUUUUU